GGGCGACAAUCGUAUUGCCUGACGAAAGGAGCUGGCUCUGUUGGAAUUCUAUUACAGUGUUAGUGCUACCGUUUUCUGCCCGUUUGUUCAGUUUUAGGAUUCUCGCUCCCACGUUGGAUGUUCGUUCGGUCCGGAAAACUGUAAAUUCCACUGAUGCUCCUGCUCUAAAUCUCGCUCUCGCUCGCUGUCUCUGUCCCAGCUCCUGCUUCUGUUAUUGUAAUAACAGACCAGAAAAAACCAGAAAAAUAGUAAAGUAAAACAAAACGCAAAGCACAAAAGCAUGCAACGGUAAAUUGCAUUGUUGUCUGUCAAGGACAAAACAAAACGCCCUGCUAUGUAGCACCGCGCGUGUACAUGUGACUGUGCGAGAUAGUGUGUGUACGGUUGCGCGCGUGUGUGUGUGUGUGUGUGCAUUGAGCAAGGCAUCAGCAGCGACAAAAUAAAACAAAAACAACAAGAACAUAAUGUGACACAAAUAUCAGCAGCAGAGAAGCAGCAGCAGCAGAGAGAAAGCAGAAACGAAAGCAAAUCAAAGGAACAAAUCACACACGAGGCUGAACGGAGAACGGAGGCUGCCACCAACCACCAACCACCACCUACCGCCACCUAUCUCCAUCAUCCUCCCUUCUCCUCCCCUUCGCAUUGAGCGGACAUUUGGCGCCAGUCCGGGCAGCGAAAGAGCUGGGAGUACCAUGUGGCUUUACGCUUCGCUGCUCUCCUCCUCCUCCUCAUAUGCCUCCCCAUGCCCUUUGUUAGUGCUGCAGUUGGUCCUCUUGGCGGUGGGCCUUCUCCCCCUGCAUGUGACGGCUCGGUUUUUGUGCGAAGGCGGACACAUCUGUUCACUGCCCCGCGACUGCUGCACCCAGGGCUGUUGUCCCGCCUACCAGGGCGGACCCCGACCAUUGCCCCCGCCCUCGGAGCACGUCCUUAAUCUCUUCUUCAUCAGCCACUGGUUCUUCUGGUGCGUCGUGGUCGCCAUCAUCUUGGCCAUACUCUGUGCGUACUCGUUGUGGAAGAAGCGCCGCACUUUGUGUGGCUGGGGCUUCAACGAGCAUCACACCCAGUCCGAGGGCGACUCGGCCGGGUCCUGCUAUGCCCCUCCGCAGUACAGUCGCUGUAAUUCGUUCCACCACCCGCCUCCACCAUAUACAGAGGUCACGUCCAAGCCGGAUCUCUAUCCUCUGGUCUUCACCUGCAACAGCGACAACGGCAAGGGCAACGGCAACGGCAGCUCCAGUUACCUCAUGGUCCAGUACUUCCGAAACUACAUUGUGCGUCCGGCUGGCUCGUUGAGCGCCGCCAGCACUGUGGACUCGCUCAGCUCAAGCUUCAUCUGCAAUGCAAACGAGGCGAACACCAUGGUUCCGCCGCCAUAUUCCCGGGCAGCCAGUCCGGAGCUGGGCCUCCACCACUACCUGGCGCAUGCCCAUGGUCAUGGCACCCGCAAUGCGGAUCAUCCGGGAGCACUACAGCUGCCACUGGGGCCGCCACCGCUUACCGCAGCCCACCAGUAUGGUCUGCCACGCUCUGCCUCCCAGUUGGUGGAGCCGGAUAUGUACCUGCCACGUCAGACAGGGGCUAUUCAAUCCCAGUCCCGGGCACAUGCUCAAGCGCAGGCCCAAGCCCAGGCCCAACAUUAUGCUACGGUGGCCCUCGGCAGUGGCACUGGCGGUGGUGGAGCGGCCAUGUACAGUACGCGGCUGCAUGGCUCACACGAGGAGGGAGUCAGUGGCCUGGUCAGUGGUACCGGGGCUGGUGUGGGCUACCUACAGUCGCAGAGCGACCAGCACUUCCGCUAUAUGGCCAACAGCAGCAGCAGCCUCAGUGAUAUCUUCGUGAACAACAGCUGUGUGGCAGGCCUAGGUGGAGCAGCAGGCGCAGGAAUGGCCCUCGGAGGAGGCCCCAGCAUUGAAAGUGUAGCCGCCACACAGGCUGCUUCCCUGUGCAGCCUGGCAGUCGGAGGCGGUGUCGGCACACCGGUGAUCUUCAGCAAUGGCUGCAUCCAACCUAAUCCCCUUCACAGCCUGGAGAACUGCUGCCAGCACUCCAGCAUGCCAGUCGGAAUGGUGGACCGGGACCCCACCUCAGGUCUGGGGCCAGUUGGCACUGCCAGCACGGCGUCGGGAGUGAGUAGUCUGGCCAACAUCGGGACACCGGUCUCACCGCCACAGGCCACCAGUCCAACCGGGGAGGUACGCGAGAUUCUCGACCAGAUCCGUCAAUUGCAGGCGGGCGUCAGCUACGAACAUCUCCUGUUGAGCGGGACGGGAACGGGAGCGAAGCCACGGCUACAGCACACGCUAUCCACACCCUCAUCUUCGCAGGCCCCGCAGCCCACAGCGAUGUCGACCUCUGCCUCUGGCUCCAGUGCAGUCUACGCUUGCGCCUCUGGAAAGAGUAAAAAGUUAUUUGGAUCGAACAAGGCGCCGCCACCUCCCAAUAAGGCCUUGUAUAUACCGAUGGCCGCCAUGGGACCAGGAAUGGGAAUGUCGACUGGAACAGCACAGCGCUGUUUGCUGAAGAGCCCCGUCAGCAGCGUGGUCAGUGGUGCCAGUUUCUUUGUGAACCGAGGACGCGUGGCCCGCAAGGGCUGGAUCACGCGCUCGGCACCCACUACGCCGGGAAGCGCCUUGCCUCCCAAUCGGCUGGGCGACGAUAGCCCGCUGUUGCUCAACGAGCACGAUGAGGACACCAUUGACGAUGACAACGAGGACUUAGACAUUGAGACGGAGACGGAGACAGAAGCUGAGGCCCAUGAUCAUCGACGACUGGCGCAUCGUCAGCCGCAUCGCCACCAUCGACAUGGGCAGCGUCGGCGGAAUGGGCAGAUUGAAUAAUAUUAAGCGGGGGCAGAAGAUCAGAGUCAGUUUGUAGAUUUUGUUGUAGCUCAAGAUUCGGUUCUCCCUAGUAUUAAGCUUUUAUACGAUUCGGGUUCGGAUUCGGAUUCGGGUUCAGAUACUGAUGUGGAAUCUCAUUCGGUAUCUGAUUGGGGAAAGCGCUUAGUGAAUUUUCCGGCACUGGCGGCUUGAGGUUGGAACACGUUUUUAGUCUGAAAACCGUUCAAAAUGCGGUGGGAAACCAGAAAGGAUGGAUUCCAGUAAUGAGUCCCGAAAUUAGGUGCGUUACACAUAGGUAAGGAUCCUUAAACAUCGAUAAUUUAUGACGAAACAUACGUUCGUCUGCAAGUUUCUCAGAAAAUUGUAUUUUUUUCAAUAAAAUAAAAUAUGUUCCAACAGGCCGAAUAUUUAUAUAUGUACUUAUAUGUAUGUUCAAAUAAUGUCUUCGAAUUCAAGUGUCUUUCGUUUUACAACAAAUCCUCAACUUAUUCAAAACUAAGAAAUAACAAAAACAAAUUUUUUAUUCAUUUAUAUAUAUUUUAAAAUGAUGAAAUGUUGAACUGCGAAAAAUUUCACAAAAGAUUUAAACGGAUCUAGUAGGUAUAUUCUAGCUCUCGGAUUGAACCAAUCCCAAAGAAAGAACAAAAAUUGAUCGCCUACAAAUGUUUUGUAAUUACAUUUUAAGAGCUCGUUCAAAUCGAACACAAGCAAAAAGAACAAACCGAAAAACGAAGAGAGACACAUAUUGUACUAAUAGGGGACUGCUUGAAGAAAUAAUUAUAUUCUAAAUGCUUUGAGAUAUGUAUGUACAUAUGUAUUUAUGUAAAACUGUGUAGGCAUUCGGUUGGAUAUUAAAGAGAAAAUAAUAACAAAACCAAAAAUAAAUAAA
Molecule: messenger RNA, 3726 nt
Organism: Drosophila miranda
Lineage: Eukaryota; Metazoa; Arthropoda; Insecta; Diptera; Drosophilidae
Exons: 5
Coding region: 693-2837 (714 amino acids)
Cellular component (GO): cytoplasmic vesicle membrane
Source: RefSeq, a predicted model, not a curated record